This is a messenger RNA of Sporothrix schenckii 1099-18, 4218 nucleotides long. RefSeq names its product CDC25 protein. Gene Ontology annotation, biological process: Ras protein signal transduction; positive regulation of GTPase activity. Gene Ontology annotation, molecular function: protein binding; guanyl-nucleotide exchange factor activity. The record is from RefSeq and is a predicted model, not a curated record. The transcript has a single exon. The coding region runs from base 1 to 4218 and encodes 1405 amino acids. Gene Ontology annotation, cellular component: plasma membrane. NCBI's taxonomy places the organism in Eukaryota, Fungi, Ascomycota, Sordariomycetes, Ophiostomatales, Ophiostomataceae.
AUGGCUAUGCUGAGUGAACAUCCCAUGCGUACGAGCCUUUCCGUGGCUCCUCUCUCUUUUCAAAAACACUCCUUUUCGACGACCUCUUCAAACGACGAUGGCUAUCUGAGCGUCUACCCUCACCACGCGGAAUCGUCUGCAUCUUCCACCACUCUCUCUGCAUCUACCGUAACCAGCAAGGUCUACAGCAACUCACAAAUGACUCCGCCAGCAACACCGAAUGGCUCCAACGAGAGCUUGCCACACGGCGACCACCCGCGGCAACAAUCGACGGCAGCAACCGGGACAGCUGUAACGACUGCAUCAGCUUCGCCGCAAGACUACUCCCAGGACCACGCGCAGGAGUAUGCGCAGGAGUAUACACAGGAGUACGCACAGGAGUAUGCGCAAGACUACCACCACAACGAGAACUACAUUUACACGUCGCCGUCAAUGGUCGACCCGCCACCAGUGUUCCACAACUUCUUGCGCGCCUACUAUGCUUUCCACCCGAGCUAUUCCCCAGCUGACUCGACUGUCACCCUGCCGAUGAACGAGGGCGACGUGAUCUUGGUGCAUUCCAUCCACACGAAUGGCUGGGCCGACGGCACCCUCCUGGCCUCCGGUGCCCGCGGCUGGUUGCCGACCAACUACUGUGACGCCUACGACCCGGAGGAGAUGCGCAAUCUGUUGAAUGCGCUCCUCAACUUCUGGGACCUGAUGCGCAGCACGACCGUCAACGACAACGAAAUCUUUGGCAACCAGGAGUUUAUGAAGGGCAUCAUCGCCGGCGUACGCUACCUCUUGGAACGGACAAACUGUCUGACGCGCGAGUCGGCUGCGGUCCAGCGCCAUGAUGGUCUCCGCCGCGGCCGCAAGUCGCUGCUUUCAGAGUUGUCGUCGCUCGUCAAGUCGGCCAAGCGCCUGCAAGACCACCAGCGUUCCACCAGCUCGACCGAGAAUGCCAACGACAUCAUCGACGAGAUGAUCCUCAAGGCCUUCAAGAUUGUCACCAAGGCUGUUCGCUUUUUCGACGUCUUGGAAGACGACCGCCGCCAGCGUGCACCGACAGUGGCUGUUAUGGCGACUGUGCUGGAGGAGAACUCGGUGCCGCCAACGCCGCCUGCCGAUGCCAUCACCUUCCGUUCCGGCACCAACCAGAACGCUGGCACUGACGGGCAAAGCGAUCAUGUUAUGGUCGACAGCAAUGCAGUCGACAGCAACAACAACAACGACAACGACAACAACGACAACACUGUGACACUCUCUAGCUCUGCGCCCGCGGGCUUGAGCAUGCCCGCCUCGGCGUCGACCCCGCUGUUGUCUGCGUCAACAGCAGUGGCACCAGUAAACAAGCGGCUGUCUAGCAUCGCUGCUAGCUACCACAACCGUCUCUCCCAGACGACACCGCUUGUCAGCCACCGUAUGUCCUCGUCGAGCAUUUCUCAUCGUGUGUCGCUGGCGGGACCCUCGUCUCUCUCCCAACCCCAGAACCUGGUGUCCAACCGGCUGAGUGACCGACACGACACGUUCUUGUCCUACCUGGGCUCGUUUAUUGGCCGUCUUCACCUGCAGUCGCAGUCUCGCCCGCACCUGGCCCUCGCAAUCAAACAAUCGGCUACUUCCGGCGGCCAGCUCCUUGUGGUGGUCGACGUUGUCUCUGCGCACAAUGCUCUCAGCCGAGAAAUUUUGCUGAAAUCUCGUGGCGCCAUGUGCGACCGCAUUGUCGAUCUCGUGUGCCUUGCCCGAGACAUUCUGACGAACCCCAUGCCGGACGUCGAGGAUGUCAUCAUGCCCCAAGACAAUGGCCGUCUCCUGAGCGCCGCCACCGACUGUGUCAAGGCCACCGGUGAGUGUGUCGCUAAAACGAAGUGGGUCAUUGAGCGCAUUGGCGAUUUCGAGUAUGAAUUUGAUGAUGCCACUCUCGCGUUUGACCUUGAUCUGUCUGUCUUGGACGCUGCGGCUGCCGAGAGCACGGUCCACAGCCCCCUGGACACGUCUGCGCCGCUUGUCGAAGACGAGCGGCCGCAGACGGCCGGCGGUUCAGCGAGCGUUGUCGACUCGGUUGUCUCCUCGUCAGUCUCUGCGGCGCCUGCUUCUGUGGCCACCUUCUCUACUUCCCUUACCAGCAACCACGAACCGAAUUCUUCCGUUGACGCCACGACGGCCUCUGCACCCACCUUUUCCUCCGCCAACUCGUCCCCCAGCAAGCGCACUACGCGUUCCACGCCCUCCAUCGACAAGCCGCUGCCUGAAGUCCCCCAGGGCGUUACGUCGCCGAUCGAGGAGAAGCGCUUCUCCCACCACCGGCGCUCUCUUUCCAUUGCCGCCGAAGACAGCACCAGCUCCAUGAACAGCAACAGCAUGGCCACGGCGCCGGCUCCCGAGGUGUUUAUUCGCCCGACACUGCCGCCUCUGCGGCGCAUUUCGACGCUGCUGCCCAACGACGACUUCAGCCCAAUCGAGCCGUCUGCGAACAACGACGGCGAGUUCACCUCGUCGUUCCGUUCCGAGAGCCUGACGGCUCUGAGCUCUGGCACAACCAGCACGUACGCUAGCCGCGAUUCGGAGUCCAGCCUUGUAUCGCAGUCCUCGACGCGCGCCACAACACCCGAGAUGGCCAACAACGGCCCGAAGAGCCAGCCGUCUCUGUCGGACAUCAGCAUGACGGGUAGCGGCACGCUCAUCGAGGAUGGCGAGGAGGAUGUUGAGUCGAAGCUCCUCGAGCGCACCUACGCGCACGAGCUGAUGUACAACAAAGAGGGCCAGGUUACCGGUGGCUCGCUCCAGGCUCUCGUGGAGCGCCUGACGACACACGAGUCCACCCCGGACGCCAUGUUCGUGUCGACGUUCUAUCUGACGUUCCGCCUGUUCUGCACACCCAUCAAGCUGACCGAGGCCCUCAUUGACCGCUUCGAGUACGUCGGCGAGUCGCCGCACAUGGCCAACCCGGUUCGCCUCCGCGUGUACAACGCCUUCAAGGGCUGGCUCGAAUCGCACUGGCGCGACGAGACGGACCGUGAGGCGCUGGCCUUUAUUGUCCCCUUUGCCGAGCACAGACUGGGCCUCGUCCUGCCUUCUGCUGGCCGCCGCCUGCUUGAGCUGGCGCAGCGUGUCAGCUCCAGCGACGUCACCCUGGUCCCCCGCCUGGUGUCGUCCAUGGGCAAGACGAACACGUCCAUCUCGCAGUACGUUCCUCUCGAGACGCCUCUGCCGCCCACAAACAUGUCCAAGAGCCUGCAGCACGGCCUGUCCAACUGGAAGAUGGGCGGCACCGCCCCCAUCAUCAUGGACUUUGACCCGCUCGAGUUUGCGCGGCAGAUCACAAUGCGUCAGAUGAGCAUUUUCUGCGCCAUCAUGCCCGAGGAGCUUCUCGGUUCGCAGUGGAUGAAGAAGGGCGGCCGGGACUCGCCCAACGUCAAGGCCAUGACGGCUCUGUCGACGGACCUCUCCAACUUGGUGGCCGACACCAUCCUGCAGUACCCCGAGGUCAAGAAGCGUGCCAGCGUCAUCAAACAGUGGAUCAAGAUUGCACACCAGUGCUACGAGCUGCACAACUACGAUGCGCUGAUGGCUAUCAUUUGCAGCCUCAACAGCUCGACCAUUAGCCGUCUCCGCCGCACGUGGGAUGUGAUCUCGCCCAAGCGCCGUGAGAUGCUCAAGAUGCUGCAGGCCAUUGUGGAGCCGGCGCAGAACAACAAGGUCCUGCGCGGCCGCCUGCACGACCACGUGCCGCCCUGCCUGCCGUUCCUUGGCAUGUACCUGACGGAUCUGACGUUUGUCGACAUUGGCAACCCGGCGACCAAGCAGCUGCCUGGCCAGGAUAGCGGCGAGCCCAAUGGCGCCGGCUCCAACGGCUCGGGCAUGACGGUGGUCAACUUUGACAAGCACACGCGCACGGCCAAGAUCAUUGGCGAGCUCCAGCGCUUCCAGAUCCCAUACCGCCUGAUUGAAGUCCCGGACAUCCAGGACUGGAUUGCCAGCCAGAUUACGCGUGUGCGCGAACUCGAGACGCCCGGCAACAACAUGCAGGUGUCCUACUACCGCAAGAGUCUGCUGCUGGAGCCGCGCGAGAACCAAUCGGCGAUCAAGUCGGUGGUGGACGCCGGCACAUCGGCCGCUUCCACGGCGGCGCCUUCGAUCAAGGAGUCGUCUUCGUCUCGCACCGACCUCUUUGCCUGGAUGCGCGGUGGCAAUGCCAACAAUGCAGCCAACAACGCGUCGAACGGCGCAAACUAA